CGUUGGAAACGUCAUGAGCGUCUUACUACCCAACAUGGCGGACUUUGAUACCAUUUAUGAGUUAGAAGACGAAGAGGAUGAGCACGUAGUGAGUGAGGAGCACUUGCCAAGAUAUUAUCCAGAGCCCGUGGUUAUGCGAGGGGCUGGACACAUCACAGUGUUUGGACUGAGCAACAGAUUUGACACAGAAUUUCCUUCUGUUCUUACAGGGAAGGUAGCACCAGAGGAAUUCAAAACCAGCAUCAGCAGGGUGAAUGCUUGCUUGAAGAAGAACUUGCCUGUGAAUGUGAAGUGGCUUCUCUGCGGCUGCCUGUGUUGUUGCUGUACAGUAGGCUGCAGUCUAUGGCCUGUUAUCUGCCUCAACAAGAGAACAAGGCGGUCUAUUCAGAAGCUGUUAGAGUGGGAAAAUAACCGAUUAUACCAUAAGCUGGGCCUGCACUGGAAACUCAGUAAAAGAAAGUGCGAGAGCAGUAAUAUGAUGGAAUAUGUGAUUCUUAUAGAAUUCUUACCUAAAUAUCCUAUAUUCCGACCAGACUGAGGAGACUAUUGCCAGACUGGAUGUGGGUCCCUUGAAUCUUAUCCUUAGUGCCUUGUAUAUACAGUAUGUUGGAAAAAGGGUCUGCACCGGUGUCUACUAUAAUGACCCUGUACAUUUCCCAGUACCUUGUACAUUUAAAAAAAUUGCAACACUGUCACUUUGCUUUAGAGCAGACUUUGCACAUUUUUCUGACAGAACCAGAAGUUUCCCCCUUUGAUGCACUCUGAUGUGUUUUUUGUUACGUGUUUGAAAAACAAGUGAAACUCUGAAAAAGUGCAUUUACCCCAAAGAACCAUUAACCUGUAUCCCAUCUGUUUUAUCAGUAAUCCUUUGCAAAGAAUGUGAUGCCUCCACCCUCUGUAACUAUCCUUGCCUUAUGUAUGAUGAAACAGAAAAACGAUUAAUCAACAUGUCAACCUAGGAGGAGGAAUCUGAUCCAACAAGUCUUUAGAUCCAGAUAUCAGAUGCUGUUCGUUGGGUUUUCUCUCUUUGAAUCCAGUUCUUUGCAAGUAGAUGGGAUGGAUGAAAAUCCCUAACACACUGUACAUCAUCACCCUGUGUUUUGUCUUUGCAUUAACCCAUUGUAACUGGGAGCUAGCUAGUACAAGAACUUGACCUGUAAAUACAAUGUUAGGGUAAGCUGUACAGUGGUAUACUAUUGUUUACAUAAAGUUACUUAGUUCAUUAGUUAUUUUUGUUUUUAUUUUUGCCAAUGUAUUGUACCAUAGUUUUGAUUAAUGAAAGAUGUCUAUGUAACCUUCUAGUUUAUAUGGACCUGUUUACCUUGUAAGCCAUAUAGUGACAGUGUAUCUGAUGCCAGUUAGGACUGAUUAUUGCACUUGAGCCCAGAGGAGAGUCAGGAUUUCAUACUGCAGUACAUCCUGAGUACAGUGACAACAUCAGUGCAUAUUACCCUGUGGUUAUUGCCAAUGAAGAUGACAGUGACUCAUCACCUGUUAACACGAAAGAUUUGGAAGAUUUUGAUUAGAACUUUGCACUUAGACUUUUUUUUCUAUUAAUUUUGUAGUUUUAUACUUGCCCCAGUGCUGUGUUGGGUUCUGAUGUGUUAGUAAGCACAUCUUUCCACAGAACAUGAAAUAAUGAGCAGAUGGCUCCUUUGUUUCAGUAAUCACCUUGAUUGAUCUUGUUAUUUUCUUAAAUCCUUGUCAUGAGAUUUGCUGCAUUGCGUUGUAUUAGAGUGCCUCUGGAACUGUGAAGAACCACAGAGAAGUACAGGUUGUGAUCAGUUCUCCUGUGUGAAGGGGACUUUUAAAUCCUCCUACCAGUAUUGUUCCUGACGCAGUUCUUGUACAUGUUUAUCAUGAUGACCUAAUUCCUUUGGAGAGAGAAAAUAAAUGGUUGAUUUGAA
Molecule: messenger RNA, 1907 nt
Organism: Melanotaenia boesemani (Boeseman's rainbowfish)
Lineage: Eukaryota; Metazoa; Chordata; Actinopteri; Atheriniformes; Melanotaeniidae
Gene: chic1
Product: cysteine-rich hydrophobic domain 1
Exons: 6
Coding region: 14-538 (174 amino acids)
Source: RefSeq, a predicted model, not a curated record